UGUGAUACCUGUAAAGCACCAUUUAAUUCAGCUUGGAAACUUGUUCAGCAUGCACAAAAGGAACAUGGAAUCAAGAUCUUCACUUUACCCAUGAGACCAGACCUAUCUACUCCUUCACCUCGUCUCAACCUAGAGCAACGAACACCACCAACAUCUGGACAUGAGUCACCCUCAACUCAUGAAAUGUCUUCAGAAUCAGGAUCAAAUAUGUCUCCAAAACUUAAAUCAUGUGAGUUUUGUGGAAAGUCUUUUCGCUUUCCAAGCAACCUCAUUGUACAUCGACGAUCACAUACAGGGGAGAAACCAUUCAAAUGUCCUCUGUGCCCUCAUGCAUGUACACAGCAGAGUAAAUUAAAACGCCACAUGAAGACUCACUUGAACAACAAAUCACCCAUGUCAGCUAACUCACAUGGAUCUAAUCCAUCUACCUUCUCUCCACCGUUUGGCGUCAAUCAUGAUUUUCGACGUGAGCCACACCUAAAUGGCUUUGGCUUGGCAGCAUCUCAAGAUAGUGCCUUGAAAUCAGUAGGUUUGCCGAAACCUGGACCCAGUGUAUCACACUCACCAUCAAAUGGACCAUCACCUAUACCUCGUAAGUCAUUACGUAAUGAUACAUGUGAGUAUUGUGGUAAAAUAUUCAGGAAUUGUAGUAACCUGACUGUUCAUAGGAGAAGUCAUACAGGAGAAAAGCCAUACAAGUGUGAACUAUGUAAUUAUGCAUGUGCGCAGUCGAGUAAGUUAACUCGACACAAGCGCACACAUGGUCGUAUGGGAAAGGAUGUUUAUCGCUGCAAGUUUUGUGCAAUGCCCUUCUCAGUUGCCAGCACCUUAGAAAAACACAUGCGAAAGUGUGUUGAUAAUCGACAAGCCCGGUUGCUUCAUGAAGCAGAUACGGACACCAAUAGCACAACAGCUUCUAAUCAUUGA
Lottia gigantea (owl limpet) is the source of this 927-nucleotide messenger RNA. RefSeq lists its product as hypothetical. The annotation marks the transcript as partial. The transcript is spliced from 3 exons. The record is from RefSeq and is a predicted model, not a curated record. NCBI's taxonomy places the organism in Eukaryota, Metazoa, Mollusca, Gastropoda, Lottiidae. Gene Ontology annotation, molecular function: RNA polymerase II cis-regulatory region sequence-specific DNA binding; DNA-binding transcription factor activity. Gene Ontology annotation, cellular component: nucleus. Gene Ontology annotation, biological process: regulation of transcription by RNA polymerase II.